Molecule: messenger RNA, 3555 nt
Organism: Sphaerodactylus townsendi
Lineage: Eukaryota; Metazoa; Chordata; Lepidosauria; Squamata; Sphaerodactylidae
Product: oocyte zinc finger protein XlCOF6-like
Exons: 2
Source: RefSeq, a predicted model, not a curated record
AUUGUUAGAUUGGAAACCAAGCUUUCUGAUGUAGCAAGCUUUCAUGAAUCCUUCAAUGCACAGCAGGGAAAAUUCACUAAAAUAUUUAGUGUGUGGAUGGAAUUUCUAGGGAAGAUCAGACCUCCUUGUAUGGGUGAUAAUGGGAUCUCUCUUUUUAUUCCUACAGGGGUUGAGCAGAGGAAUGAAAUUGAUGAGGAAGUGCAUCAACUAUUACCAGCAAAAGUCCAGAAUGAAGAUUUGAAACAAAACAUCAUGAAUCAAGGCAGACCAAAGAGACAAAAAGGUAGUCAUAUAGUUGAGAAGAGGGAAAAAUCAUUAUUGGCCAAGAAUGUGAUAUCCGUGAAGUAAUUCACAUGGUGGAGGAAUCUUAUAAGUGCUUUGAGUGUAGGAUGAACUUCUCAGAUCAAACCCAAUAUGAGAUCCAUCUGCAACUGCACAUUGGAAAAAACACCCACCAAUGCUUGGAAUGUGGAAAGAGCUUCCUUUACGGAGCAGAGCUCCUUAGGCAUCAAAGAACACACACAGAAGAGAAACCUUACAGCUGCUCAGAAUAUGGCAAGAGAUUGUCACAGAAAUCACACAUUGUUCAACACCAAAAGAUUCAUUCAGGAGAGAAGCCAUUAAUCUUUUUAGAGAGUGGAAAGACCUUCACUGAUGAAAGAAAGGGAAAUGGACAUAUUCCAAAAGACAGUAUAAUGAAGGGUCGUAAAUGCUUUCGGUGUGGGAAGUACUUCAAAUACAGAUCUCAGCUCCUUAUGCAUCAAAGAAUACAUACAGGAGAGAAACCUUUUCAGUGCUCAGAGUGUGGAAAGAGAUUCAGUCACAGUAGUAGUCUUCAAAUGCAUCAAAGAACUCACACGGGAGAGAAACCUUUUGAAUGUUCACAGUGUGGAAAGAGGUUCCGUCGGAAUGGCCAUCUUCAAGAUCAUCAAAGAACCCACACAGGGGAGAAACCUUUUGAAUGUUCACAGUGUGGAAAGAGAUUCAGUCAGAGUGGCAUUCUUCAACACCAUCAAAGAACCCACACAGGGGAGAAACCGUUUGAAUGCUCAGAGUGUGGAAAGAGAUUUAGUCAGAAUGGAAGUCUUCAAAAACAUCAAAGAACCCACACAGGGGAGAAGCCUUUUGAGUGCUCAGAGUGUGGAAAGAGAUUCAGUCAAAGUAGCAGUCUUCAACAUCACCUAAGAACUCAUAAAAAUGAACAACUUUUUGAAUGCUCGCAGUGUGGAAAGAGAUUCAGUCAGAGGAGCAAUAUUCAAAGGCAUCAAAGAACUCAUAUGGGGGAGAAACCCUUUGAAUGCUCAGAAUGUGGAAAGAGAUUCAGUCUCAUUGGCAGUCUUCAAAAGCAUCAAAGAACUCAUACAGGCGAGAAACCUUUUGGAUGCUCAGAGUGUGGAAAGAGAUUCAGUCAGAGUGGAAAUCUUCAAAACCAUCAAAGAACUCAUACAGGAGAGAAACCUUUUGAAUGCUCAGAGUGUGGAAAGAGAUUCAGUCACAGUAGCAGUCUUCAAACGCAUCAAAGAAAACACACAGGAGAGAAACCUUUUGAAUGCUCAGAGUGUGGAAAGAGAUUCAGUCAGGGAAAGAAUCUCCAAACGCAUCAAAGAACACACACAGGGGAGAAACCUUUUGAAUGCUCAAAUUGUGGAAAGAGAUUCAGUCAGGGAAAGAGUCUCCAAACACAUCAAAGAACACACACAGGGGAGAAACCUUUUGAAUGCUCAAAUUGUGGAAAGAAAUUUGCUCGGAGUGACAGUCUUCUGCAACAUCAAAGGACCCACACAGGAGAGAAACCUUUUGAAUGCUCAGAGUGUGGAAAGAGAUUCCGUAACAGUUGCCAACGUCAUAGGCAUAAAAAAACACAUACAGGGGAGAAACCUUUAGAAUACUUACAGUGGGAAAAGAGAUUGAAUGAGCAGAGCAGUCUUCAAACGCAUCAAAGAAAGCACACAGGAGAGAAACCUUUUGAAUGCUCAGAGUGUGGAAAGAGAUUCAGUCAGGGAAGGAGUCUUCAAACGCAUCAAAGAACACACACAGGGGAGAAACCCUUUGAAUGCUCAGAGUGUGGAAAAAGAUUCUGUUCCAGUUACCAUCUUCAUAGGCAUAAAAAAACCCACACAGCGGAGAAACCUUUUGAAUGCUCAGAGUGUGGAAAGAGAUUCAGUCGGAGUAGACUUCAAACGCAUCAAAGAACACACACAGGGGAGAAACCUUAUGAAUGCUUAAAUUGUGGAAAGAAAUUCGCUCGAAGUGACAGUCUUCUGCAACAUCAUAGAACACACACGGGAGAGAAACCUUUUCAAUGCUCAGAGUGUGGAAAGAGAUUCCGUUACAGUUGCUAUCUUCACAGGCAUAAAAAAACACAUACAGGGGAGAAACCUUUUGAAUGCGUUUAGUGUGGAAAAAGAUUCAGUGAGAGGAGCAGUCUUCAGCAACAUUAAAGAACACACACAGGAGAGAAACCUUUUGAAUGCUCAGAGGAUGGAAAGAUGUUCAGUCAGAGUUGCCAUCUUUAACAACGUCAGAGAAGACACACAAGUUAGAAACCUUUUGAAUGCUCAGAGGAUGUUAAAGAAUUCAUUCUGAGCAGCAAUGUCGCAUGGCAUUUAAGAACUCACAUUUAUGACAAACAUUUGGAAUGCUCGGAGUGUGGAGAUUCAGUCACAAACGCAGCUGGAAAGGACAUCUGAGGACCACUGCAAAGGAUAAACCUUUUGAAUUAUCAUAAAACUGGUGUCCACUCCUCAGUUGCAACACCCCAAUUUAAUAUUCAAUCUUCUCUUGUUUCACUUAAAGGGCACCCCCUUGAAAGCCAAAAGGGAGUGGAUCUUUGGGACAGACUUUAGAAAGCUCAUCUGUCUGCCAUGUCCAGAGGACAUUCCAUCACUGAAGCAGGAUGUCAGUAGGAUUUUUACACAUUCCCCCCCCCACCCCCCGCCGCCCCAAUGCACGUAUUUAUGAAAGCAAAACAAGACCAUUUCCACUUAACAGGCUAAGAGAAGAUUAACAUCAUAGUAGCUUAGCAUCAGAUUAAUUCUGGCUCACUUGAUCAAAGCAGAUAAAUCUGUUGCUUUGAAAACUUAUCCAGCUUGGAAGGUCUGGUUUCAUUUACCACUCCUCCUGAUGAAUUUUGAGGACAAUCACUUCAAACUUCCCAGUCAAUUUCAAACUUUAUUUCUUGAAUUAAUCGUAAUCGUGGGAAAGGCCAUUAUUCCAAAGUUUGGUACUUUUCCCCAUAAAAAGGGGAACCCAGGUCCAUUAAAGGGGCAUGCCAAAUUUACCCCAUUUCCCUGCAACAGCCCUUUCUGUCUCUCUCAUUGGACAUCAACUGUAAAGAUUCUCUGUAAUUCUCAGUUUCUCACUCACCUUGAAUCAGAUAAUAUUGACCUCCCUCCUCUUUAUCUUUGCCUCUUCUCCCAUUUUUCCCUUAGUUUUCUGUGUAUUUGUGUGUGUGGAAAUGCUACAACUGAAAGAGUCAGCUCUGAGGUGCUUCAUUAUAUUCUUUAUAAUUUUAUUCAUUUUUAUUUUACAUUUCAUCCAAUGAAGUUACAGAGA